Neltuma alba is the source of this 808-nucleotide messenger RNA. RefSeq names its product leucine-rich repeat extensin-like protein 3. Bases 26 to 808 code for a protein of 260 amino acids. NCBI's taxonomy places the organism in Eukaryota, Viridiplantae, Streptophyta, Magnoliopsida, Fabales, Fabaceae. The transcript has 6 exons. The record is from RefSeq and is a predicted model, not a curated record.
UCUUCUUGCAUAUACAUAUAUAAGUAUGACGUCGUCCAUCAUCCAUGUCCGCCACCUUGAGGUUACUGUCCGAGGAUGCAACUUAUUUCAAGAAUUGUAUCCCAGGAGCCAACCAUUGUACGUUUGUUUUCAAUAUGGUGACCUUACCUGUAUUACAGUGCCAAGUCAAGAUGGUGGAAUGAACACCAGUUAUCCAAAUAGGGCCGGCUUCCCACUAAUUGAAGGCCUAAACGAGCUUAAAUUCGUGGUUUGGAAGACUAUCCAGACUAAUUUCGAUUAUAAUGAUUUUAUGGGCAGUGGCAGGAUUUGUUUGCAUAGUGUCGUUUCAGAAGGAUCUAAAGAAUCCUCUUAUGACUUUCAAAAAGAAAAUAAUAGAUAUGGUGAAUUAGAACUUGCAUUGCAGUGUAGACCUUCCGAGGGGUCCGAUCCAUCAUCUUCUUUGGCAAACUCGACCCCACUAAGCCACCCGCGACAUCCUUAUCAUUCUUCACAUAAUUUCUCUACAGAUCGGACAUUGUCAUACUGGCCUCCACCAGUUUUCCAUCAUUCUCUUUCAUAUCCUCCGCCGCCGCCGCCGCCUCGUUAUCCGCCUACAUAUCCAUCACUGCCGCAACCCUAUCAAUAUUCGCUUCCAUAUCCGCCGCCACCAUCCCAUUAUCUGCCUCAAUAUUUGUUUCCGCCAUCCCAUCAUCUGCCUCUAUAUCCGGUUCAACCACCGCCGCUCCGACCGCCAAUCCAUCCUGUAACAUUUGUUGCUUCCUUUCUUUCAAUUGGAGAAAACCUGUUUCAAUUCUUCUGUGGAAAUUGA